Podarcis lilfordi (Lilford's wall lizard) is the source of this 27741-nucleotide messenger RNA. The record is from the annotation of a GenBank genome assembly. NCBI's taxonomy places the organism in Eukaryota, Metazoa, Chordata, Lepidosauria, Squamata, Lacertidae.
AUGAUCCUAGCCUGGCUUGGCUUCCACAGAUUCCUGCUCCGCCUUUCCAACCACCCCAGGUGGGCCUGCUACAAGGGCCCCCGCCGGCAAGCCCUCCUCUUCUGGCUCUUGUUCCUCUCUUUGCCCUGCCGCGUCCUGUCAUCGACCUUCAAGGUGGGCGUGAUGGGGCCCUGGACCUGCGACUCCAUCUACGCCAGGGCCUACCCUGACGCAGCGGCCAAGCUGGCCGUUGCCCGCAUCAACAAGGACCCUACUCUGAACCAGGGCUACUGGUUUGACUAUGUCCUCCUCAACGAAGACUGCAAGUCGUCUCAGGCCAUGGUUAGCUUUGUCAACUCGGAGCGCUAUGCCUCUGGCUUCGUGGGCCCGGUCAACCCAGCCACCUGCGAGGCAGCUGGGCUGCUGGGCAGAGCUUGGAACAAGCCUGUCUUCUCCUGGUCUUGCCUGACUGAUGAUGCCGAGGUGGAACGUUUCGGCACCUUUUCCCGGCCGCUGCCCCAGGCCUCCGCCGUCCUCUACACCGUGCUCAAGUACUUCCGCUGGGCCCACGUUGCUGUGAUCAGCUCCGGGCAGGACCUCUGGGUAGAAGUAGGGCAAGGCCUGGCGGAGUCGUUGCGCAACUUUGGCCUCCCUGUCACUGUCGUGACCACCAUGGAGGACGAACCGAAUGGGGCACGGGAUGCCCUCCGCCGGGUACAGAGGGCCUAUGAUGUACGAGGUAUGGCUGGGUUGGGGCCACAUGUGCUUGCGUGACUCUCAAAGGAAGAGGGUCUAAUAUUUGGGGGAUAAUCGUUAGAAAACUUCUAGGUUCUGCUGAGGUUCUUAGUGUGGAUAAGGUCAGUUCACGUAGUCACUUUAAAUGAGCAGCAACUGUUCUAUGAGGUGCAGUCACGUACGUAUGACAGGCUUCUCCACCCUCCGGCCUGACCAGUACUUUUAAGAAGUAGCCUGAUGGGACAGGAGAUAUGCAGGAUCACGACCCAACAGCAUUUGCCAAGAAAAGCUUCCAAGCUGUUGCCUCAUGAUAAAUUGUGGUUCAACCCAGCUUCAGUGCACAAUGGAGGUUAAGAAAGUAUUGUUUAUCAAGAUGAAGUAAGAAUGUGGCUUUAGUGCUUUCUGUCUCUGUAUAAAAGCAGGUGAACCAGGACAUUUGGGUUGAAAAUACAUACAGAACAUUUUUGAAGGGGAAGAUUGCACAACACCUACAGUACUUCCUUAUCUCUGUCUAGCAGAGACUUCUAAUGACCCCCAGGAACUUUCCAGAUAUAGUUUGUAACACCCUACGAUUGCCCUCCAUGAACUGGUCCACACUGGAUAAUGAUGACGUACCCAACAUCUGAGUUUGUCAGGUGUGGGGGUGUAGGCUGUAUGUCGAGACCCUCUUAACCCCCGAAUCCUGCAUGUGUUAAAAUAUAAGCCAGGCUAGCAUCCUGUGGAAAUGAUAGUCUGAGUGAUGGUCCAUUAAGUAAGCAAAGGAAGGCGGUAUGUGCAAGACAGCAAAAGGUUUGGGCCCCUUCCCCUAACUCAUGGCUGGUUAGAAGGACAAAGGCAGGGAGCUGGGAGUGGUGUGAGCUUAGAAGCAAAGCAGCAAGCUGGAGAGAGAGAGUCUGCGCAAUGUUUGAUUUCUGUUUGAAUCCAAGGCAGGGGCUGUGGGAGAAGCAAGGCCCUUUUGGGGUGUCAAUGCUAUGAACCCCUCCAGGGUGGGCUCAGGGUAUAUAUGUGUAUAAAUAAACCAUAUAUCAUAAAUACACCACAGUUUCCGCUGUGCCUCGCUCCGUGUUGGGCAGAAACUGGCGCACCUGUAACAAUAUACACAUUUUGCAGGACCUUUCCCCAAUACAAUGCUUUUGUAUGCUAUCUUCACUGAUAUGUGCACAGUUGACCCUAAUGCAAUGCACUAUUGUACACAUUUAUCGACUGGAGAUUGGAAUUUGGAGAAAUGCAAAUUUUGAAGGAUGUCUCUUUGUUGCGUAUUGUUUCGCAAAGGGUGAAUUGUGUAAAUUUGCCUUUAAAUGUGAACUAGGGUUGCCAUGGGUAGGUGGCGCUGUAGUCUAAACCACAGAGCCUAGGGCUUGCCGAUUGGAAGGUUGGCGGUUCGAAUCCCGUUGUUCGGUCCCUGCUCUGUCCCUGCUCCUGCCAACCUAGCAGUUCGAAAGCAUGUCAGAGUGCAAGUAGAUAAAUAGGUACUGCUCUGGCAGGAAGGUAAACGGCGUUUCCGUGCGCUGCUCUGGUUCACCAGAAGCGGCUUAGUCAUGCUGGCCACAUGAGCCGGAAGCUGCAUGCCGGCUCCCUCGGCCAGUAAAGCGAGAUGAGCACCGCAACCCCAGAGUCGUCCGCGACUGGACCUAACGGUCAGGGGUACCUUUACCUUUACCUUUAGGGUUGCCAUACGUCCAGAAUCUCCAGAUCUAUCAAUCGAUUGAUUGAUUGAUUGAUUGAUUGAUUGAUCAAUCUAUGUAUCAUCUAUCUCCAGAAUACUGCUUUGCCUCCCCCCAAAAAACCCCACUCAACAAUUUUACCCCCAAAAAACUCAACGUUUCUGAUCAGAUUUUCACUGUUUGAAAUAUGGCAACCCUGUGUGAACUGAAUCAAAUUUCUCCCCAUCCCUAUUCCCCAGCAGCAACCCCACUGAAAAUAACCCCCAUAUGCUGCUAUUAGCCGAAGGAAAAAAAAGCUUCCCUUAGCCAGUGGUGCCAUCAGGGCAGGAUUUUAGGGCAGAUGUCCAGGGCCCCACUUUGGAGGAAUGGACAGGAGGGGCUAUGUGCAAACCACCUAAAGAAGGGCGCUCCAUACGACCAUUAAGUCCGGAGUCUGCCAUUAGUAGCGUGGUGGUUGGCACACUAUUUCCAUCAGUAUCAUGGCUGGGGAGGGAAAGUGUUAACCUCCCUUCCUGUGCACUGUAGUCAAAACCAAAUUGCGCACCUAGUAAACAUAAGCUACGUUAUUAUUUUUUAAAAUGUCUAAACCUCCCUUUAUCCAAACUGAUCCAAUAGGCCGACCCUCUCUAAUGGUACCUGCCCCCUUAAAAAAUCAGCCGCCUGAGAAGGAAUGCCUCACUUUCCUGAUGGUAAGACUGCUUGUGGUUCUAAAGCAACCUUUCCCAAACUUGGGUCUCUGGCUGUUUUUAGGACUACAAUUCCCAUCAUCCCUGACCACUGGUCCUGCUAGCUAGCAAUGAUGGAAAUUGUAGUCCCAAAGCAGUUGGAGCCCCAAGUUUGGGAAACACUGCUCUAAAGCAACCUUCCGCAACCUGGUGUCAUCCCGAUGUUUUGGACAACAUCUCCCAUGGCUGUACUGGCUGGGGCGGGUGAUGGUUUGUGGCCCAAAACAUCUGGAAGUCAAAGGCUGCUGUUGCUGUGCAGGGAUGGUGGUCAGACAUCACUGCUAUGAAGAGUCCUGAAACUAGUAGGUAUGUGAGGUGUAAGAUACUUAUUUCAUAAUUUUUAUACACUACUUGGUUGUGUAUAAAAACACACACACCUCAAAGCGCUUUACAAAAAGAUAAAAUCAAGAAAAACUUAGAAUAGUUUUAAACAUACAAAAAGUUAAAAUACUAAAACUCACAGUAUAUCUUCCAGGAUUUUUGGGAAAUCAGCGUGCAUUAAAUGUAUGUUAUGGACGUGGCUUUAGCAUAUUAAUAUUAUUAUAAAGGUAAAGGGACCCCUGACCAUUAGGUCCAGUCGUGACCGACUCUGGGGUUGCGGCGCUCAUCCCGCUUUAUUGGCCAAGGGAGCUGGCGUACAGCUUCCGGGUCAUGUGGCCAGCAUGACUAAACCGCUUCUGGCGAACCAGAGCAGCGCACGGAAACGGCGUUUACCUUCCCGCCGGAGCAGUACCUAUUUAUCUACUUGCACUUUGACAUGCUUUCAAACUGCUAGGUUGACAGGAGCAGGGACCGAGCAACGGGAGCUCACCCUGUCAUGGAGAUUUGAACCGCCAACCUUCUGAUCGGCAAGUCCUAGGCUCUGUGGUUUAACCCACAGCACCACCUGUGUCCCUUAAUAUUAUUAUAAUUGUUCUUAAAAUGGUCACUUUUUUUUGCAAAAAGGAACCCAAAGCAAAAAUAAAAACUGCUCCAAAGCUAUAGCAAAAUAAAAGCUAAACGCAUUCAUAUACAUCAAAGGCAGUCUAACACAUCCAACCGACAUCCUAAGGGACGUCGCAAUAUCUAAAACUUUCCAGCGUAAAGGGCCCCCAAACUGACAGAAUGGAAAUAUUCUUGCCUUUUGCCUAAAAAUAGCCAGUGAUGGUGCCAGGCUUCCCUUCCUGGGGAGGGCAUUCCAUAAAUGGGGAGCUACCACAGAAAGGACCUGUUCUCAUGUUGCCUCCCUCCGCAUCUCCUUCAGAGAGGGCACAUGGAGAGGGGAUAAAUGCAGGGUCUGGGUUGGCUCCUAUUAGGGGAGGCAGUCCAUUUUGCAGAAGGUCACUUUGCACAUACACAGAGGCCCUCUUCAUCUCACUGCAGUCCCUUGGUGAGCUCUGGACUUUACACUGAUUUUCCUUCUAAUCCCUAACCCCUGGGUAGGCAAACUAAGGCCCGGGGGCUGGAUCUGGCCCAAUCGCCUUCUAACUCUGGCCUGCGGACAGUCCGGGAAUCAGCUUGUUUUUCCAUGAGUAGAAUGUGUCCUUUUAUUUAAAAUGCAUCUCUGAGUUAUUUGUGGGGCCUGUCUGGUGUUUUUACAUGAGUAGAAUGUGUGCUUUUAUUUAAAAUACAUCUCUGGGUUAUUUGUGGGGCAUAGGAAUUCGUUCACCCCCCAAAAAAAAAUAGUCCGGCCCCCCAUAAGGUCUGAGGGACAGUGGACCGGCCCGCUGCUGAAAAAGUUUGCUGACCCUUGCCAGGCCUAACCCUUCCCACUGUCUACCCUGCCUGUUUCCUCCUCCUCGUUCCUUUCCUAUCCAGUGAUCGUCAUGUGUAUGCACUCUGCCCUGCUGGGUGGGGAGGAACAGCGCCUCCUGCUGGAGAAGGCCGAGGACCUGCGUAUGACAGACGGGACCUACGUUUUCAUCCCCUAUGAUGCCCUGACUUACAGCAUGCCCUACCAGAAGGAGGCCUACCCUGUGCUGGAUGACAGCCUCAAACUCCGCAUGGCCUACGACGCGGUGCUCACCAUCACCAUCGACUCUCCGGAGCAGUCCUUCCGGCAGACUUUCAGGGAGGCUCAGGAGAAGAGGGAAAUCCCUGGCCACCUGGAUGCUGACAAGGUGCAUCUGAGGAAAGAGGCAGUGGGUGGUGGUGGGCAGGUACAAAGGAUGGCCCCAGCAGGGCCUCGGUUCAGUAUACCUGAAGGAGCAUCUCCACCCCCAUCGUUCUGCCCAGACACUGAGGUCCAGCUCCGAGGGCCUUCUGGCAGUUCCCUUCCUGCGAGAAGCCAAGUUACAGGGAACCAGGCAGAGGGCCUUUUCGGUAGUGGCACCCGCCCUGUGGAACGCCCUCCCAACAGAUGUCGAAGAGAAAAACAACUACCAGACUUUUAGAAGACAUCUGAAGGCAGCCCUGUUUAGGGAAGCUUUUAAUGUUUAAUAGAUUGUUGUAUUUUAAUAUUCUGUUGAAAGCCGCUCAGAGUGGCUGGGGAAACCCAGCCAGAUGGGCAGGGUAUAAAUAAUAAAUUAUUAUUAUUAUUAUUAUUAUUAUUAUUAUUAUUAUUACUGUUUGAGGUGCAGGAGAGGCUCAGAUUUAGGAGGUACCCUAUGCCGUCCAGAGCGCUGUGUGUUCACAACUGCAUUCCUUUUUAGAUCUGCCUGAAUGAAGGGCGUUUUAGCACUGCCGCGGAAUACUCUUCCAGCAGAGGUUUGGCAAGCCGCCUCACUUCUGACCUUCUUAUGGCUCUUGGAUACCAUUUUGUGUGCCUAUUCUGCAGCAGGGCUGUUCAUAAAAAACUUUUUUUUCAUUAAAAAUGCCUUCUCCAAAGGUCUUCUUCUUACCGCACUAGGGAUUAUAUAGCUAUAUCUGAACUUUCAUGCAUAUCAGCUAAUAUCUUGACCCUGCUCCACUGAAUUGAAAUUUCAGCCUUCACGACAUAGGAAAAUGGCCAAGUAAACAGCUAUUUUCGUGGAGGAGGUUCAAGGUAUUAACUGAUAUGUAUGAAAAUUCAGAUAUAGCUGUAUAAUCCCUAGUGUAGUAAGAUAAGACCUUUGGAGCAGGCAUUUUUUAAAAAAGUUUUUUAUGAACCACCCUAUUCUGCAGUUUAAACUUUUAAGAUGAGCCAGUCAUUUUUACGAUGAUUCUGCAUUGUUUUUAGAAGUAUUUUACCCCCUUUCUAAAUCUGGUUGCACACUGCCCUGAUAUUUGGCAUCAGAGGGCAGUCUGUAAUUUUAAGUAAGUAAGUAAGUAAGUAAGUAAGUAAGUAAGUAAGUAAGUAAAUCAGCACCCACAAAACUAUUUAGGGUCCCUCCAGACAUCAUUCUGUUGCAUGUCCAUGCUGAUUUGUGGUCAUGAAGCUAUUGGAGCAAUCCUACACGAUCCCACUUUCAGAACUGUUUGCACCUGCAAAUGUUUUGGGGUGGUCAUUCCUACAACUGCUUUUCUUACCAGUGCAUAUCCCGUAACUUCCUGCUGAAACCCCACAACUUUUUGUGCCCCCAAUGUUCUGGUUUGUUUGUUUGUUUUGUUCUGCUUUCGUUGCGCUAUAGCUCUUCUGGACAGCAAUAAUGUGGCAGCAUUGCAGAGCAAUGAACAAAGUAGGACAGCACAGGGCACAGAGGUGCCUUCACUCUUGUAAGGCGAGCAAAACAAAUGAGGGGAAUCAAGAAAACAGAAACAAAUGUUAUCCAUUAGCACAAUUUAUUCAGGUUGCAGAAUUUGAGAACCUGGUCCUAACUCUUGCUUGCUUCUCUUUAAAGGCACACCCCCUGUUUGGUACUAUCUUUAACUCCAUCUACUUCCUGGCCAAGGCAGUGGAGAGUACUCGGAAGUCCGGCAAGUGGGUGAUGGGCUCCACCAUUGCAGAGCACGCCAAGGACUUUGAGCUGGAAGGCUUCAGCCAGCCAGUGUCAGCCGAUGAAUACGGAGAUGCCGUGCUCCCCUAUAUCAUAUUGGACACAAAUGGGAAGGGCAACCGCCUUUGGCCCACCUACAGUGUGAACGUCGCUGCUCGAACUCUGCGCUACGUUGGGCACACAAUCCAUUGGCCUCACAGUUCCAGUCCAGACACGGACUCCAUCUGCUGGUUUGACUCGGUCACCAUCUGCAAUGGGGGUGAGUGCUGAAGUGAGCUGCCUGGGUGUGCAAGGAUGGAGAGGGAGAGGAAGGAUGGAGAGGAAUUUGGUUUGCAUUUAAAGGCCAACUUCCCUAAUUCGCACUUUCCAAAACAAUACGAGAACUGAGACUCGGCCAUCCUUUUUGAAAUUUGCUCUUCCCUGAAUUUCACGGUGCAGUCCUCCAGCCCAGUAAUGUGUACAAAAAUGCAUAUACUAGGGUAAAGUGUGCAUAUGUUACUGAAAAUAACAUACGAAAUUUCAUUAUAUUAUGGAAAAUCGCUUUGCAAAAAUGUGUAUAUAAGGGGAAAUUGCACACAAAGUUAAUUUCUGUGGGUCUAAUCUAAAUUAUAUUUUGUUGAAUACCAUCUAUUAUUAUAUUGUAAAAACAGUGCGAAACAAAUUUUACAUGACCCCAGUUCUGGUCAUGAAGGGAAAUUACCAAUACUAAUACUAAGCUGUGAAGGCCCAAGUGAAAAGAAUUGAAAGCCUAAGAUUGUAGGUGCCUGCCUUAUUUUGAGAGGAAGUCAGCUCCAUACUGAAGGCCCUGUUCUAUCCUAGCCAUCCAUCCAUCCAUCCAUCCAUCCAUCCAUCCCACCAGCUUCAAAUAUACCAUCCAGUUGAUUGAUCAACCAAUCUCAUAUACGCUAACUAUGUGUCCUGCCAGCCCACCUCAUAUAAUCCACUCGCAGACCCUCCAACUGGGACACACAUCUUUUGGCGCCACACUCCUGCAUGAAUCACAUGACCCAUGUGAGAUCGCAGCCCCCAAGGACGUGCUUUUUGGGGGGUGAGAUCACGGCACCCACAAUGGCGCUUUAGGAAGGUGAGAAAGGAGCUGUUGAUUUUAUAGGCUUGUGUGUCUUAUGGUAAAGUCAUGCAGGGAAGAGAAGACAAGGAAAGUCUGGGGAGAAGGCAAAAGGCAUCUCUGUCAGGAUUUGUAAUACUACAGUGGGUGGGUGGAGAUAUUUUGCAUGGAACUCCCCAUAUGUGACUAGGAGGAGAUGUUGAUGGAGCUGGAAAUAACCUCUCAAGCCUGUUUCCUGGAAGUGGUCCCCAGCAGUAACACUCUUCUCCUUCUACUUCAGGGGUGAAUGCUGGUUUUAUCCUCCUCAUAUUCCUCCUGGCUAUCUGCUUGAUGGUGGGUGGAGCUGCCCUUGCUUUCCAUCUCAGGUGAGUUACGCAAACACCUCUGGUGACUAGGUCUGCUGGACAGCUGACAUUUCAGAUUUCGGGACCUCCCCGUGAUGCCUGCUUUAUCUUUACGAACGACCAUUUUUUAUUUCUGCUCUGCUCGUGUUGUUGAUUCCCACAGGCGGCAGUUUCAGCAUGCCCAGCUAAUGAAGGGGCCCGACAAGAUUGUCCUCACCAUGGAUGACUUGACCUUCAUCCAUACCCAGAACAGCAAGAAGGUGAGGAGUUUGUCUCUGUGGGAGGGACCAUUGAGGAGACUAAGGGGAGGCUGGCAAGAUGGAGCGCUGCUAAGUCAGAGAGGGAUCAAAACAGGCAAUGCGAGUAAUAGUAAUACUCAAGGUUUCUACGACGGUUGCUUCAUGCAACUGAAAUAAAGGACAGUGCACAGAAAGGACUGCUGUCUUUGGUUAUGUAGGAACAGAUUCUUGGCUUCAGACGUUGGAUGGGUAUGAUGGUCGGGCCAGAACUGUUUGAGAACACAGAUGGCUGCGGUAUUGGCCAAGGGUCACUACUGUAUGAUAAAUGUCCAAGUUAAGAAUAAGAAAGCUGUUCCUUAGUUCAUGGUUCUCCUCCCCUCUUCAUCCCCCCCAGAAAAUGGACGACAGUCGAAAGAGUAUGUCGGACAUGAAAAGCCUCAAGAGUGUGGCGGCAAAUGCAGAAAACAGCAACAUGGCUGUGGUUGAGGUAAAAGCAUGUCCCCUCCUUCACAGUUCCUAGUCCUGCACCCUCCCUCUUUCCCAGUUACUAGUGGGUGGGCCAGGAGAAGCCUUUGGUGCAAAGCCAUUUCCUCAGGAGGCGCAGAUGGUGUUCUUGCCAGCAGCCUUUCCUGGGGCAGUGCCAGCACUGAUAUCAUCAUUGCGGAAGGGUGGAGGCUGGAAAGAAUGCACUAAAAUUGGGUGGCGGGUUUUGAUGGUGACGCCAAGCCAUCUCCUUUCCACUCAUUCUAAACAGUUCUAUUCCACAAACAUCCUUUUUCAUUGGGCUCAGUUUGUCGCACUGCUGAAUCUCCCUUCACCUUUAUAUAACGGUGUUUUGUUUUGAAAUAUAUCCUCCCAGGGUCCUUGCCAUUUUACAUUUUCCAGCCAUCGCCCACUUCCUGUCAUGACGGGUGCCAUUUUGAGAGGCUGAGGCUGCUUCCUGAUUGGUGACUCCUGCCACAAUCCAAUCAUUGCUCUUCCGUUGUACGCUACAAGCGGAAUUGCAACUGACUUUUCCUCCACCACCUGGAAUAUUGUGCCUUUUCUUUGUGUACAUCCCAUUAUGCCCUGUCCACACGGUAGGCGUGUCAUUUGAAGCUCAGAACACACUCAGUAUGACCCUUGUGGUGGGAGACAUUUUAUAAGCCCCAUCUGUCCCCCCCCCAACUGCUCUUUUAAUUAGUUCUGAAGGGCUUUUCUGGCUAUAAUUUUAAAAUUAAAUUAUUGAAUAAUUACAGCUGACAUGAAAUGCGAUGUGCUUUGAAAAUGUAACAUGACUGUUGCUCUCAACUGCAUUACUUCUUACGAGAAGUUUUACACUGUGCUGAUAUUUGUCAAAAUGAAAUACUUUUUAAAAAAUUUUAUUUUUAAUAUAGCGUUAUGGGGGGUUGUAGCACGGUACUGGUCUUUUUAUUUUAAGAAAAACAUAGCUAGAAAAGCAUUUUGGCACUAAUUAAAAGAUAGAGUUCAAAAGCAAACAAGGAUUUAAUAAUGUUGCCCAUUGCAAAAGGUUGAGGUAUGGUAGGUUCACUUGCCUGAUUAAUGCCCAUGACAAAACCCCACCUUUCUUUUAUAAGUCAGAAAAGUAGUGUGAAAAGUAUGAAUACCUCUUUUGAAAGAAAGAAAAAAAAGAGGCCUUCCUGAGGUCACAGAAGAGACAGGAGAACCACGGGCAGAACCCAGGAUGCCAUAGGAAGCUGGCUAUAGUGAGAAAGACGCCAUUGCAGAUAGAAUCUGGACCUUUGCGCAUGCAAAGCAGAUGCUCCACUCCUCAGCUGAGGCAUAGUGUGGAUGCCCUGUAAAAAGAAAGUGAGCGAAGCACAGCAACCCCACAUUCAGUGACUGGUGAGGGGCAGUUGGCUGCCACUGGCUCAGCAGUAGAGGACUGGAGGGGCUUUCAUGUUCAGGGAGCAUGCCCAGGUCCAUCCCUCUGUGAAGGGUGACCUCGCUGAUUCCUGCAGCUCCCGCCACUGAUCUCAGCGUGGCUCUGCUUGCCAGCACUGCUCCCUGCUCCCUGGAGACCUUGCUUGCUCCCCCGUCCCCCAAUUCAUCACCUUUUCCUGCACCGUAUUGGUCAGGAAGUGAUGUGUGGCUGGGCAUCCUCUCCUUCCCGCUUCACUACUCAACCACACUUAUUGGGCUCAUGAUUGGGAUGUUACAGAGGCUAGGGUUGCGACCCCUCUGGUCAUGGCAGGGAGGCUGUUGCUAGGAAACCAGGAAGUCGUGGCAACAGGCCCUUCUCUAGAAGCAGUUGUUUCCCUGUUGGCCAUAAUCCAGCCCUGGGGUCUGUGGUGCUGUGCCCCAAGUCCAUGCUAAUUCCUGUAAAGGUCAUAUUCACAGCAUAUGAACUAAAGCACUAGGAUACCACUUUAAGCAGACAUGGUUCUCCCACUGCAAAGAAUUCUGGGAGAUGCUGAGAGCUGUCCGGAGAAUGCUUUUCCUCCCACAGAGUCAUAGCUGUCAACGUUUCCCUUUUUUAAAGGGAAAUUCCCUUAUUCCGAAUAGGAUUCCUCACAAGAAAAGGAAAAUGUUGACAGCUCUGCACAGAGUUACCAUUCCCAGAGUUCCCCAAGAAGAGGGGCUGAUUGCUAAACCAUUCUGGGAAUGGUUAACAAACUACAACUCCCAGAAUUCUUUGGGGGAGGCCAUGACUGUUUCAAGUGGUACCACGGUGCUUUAAAUACCUGGUGUGAAUGUGGCUUAAGUGAACACAGCUGAGAGGCUAUGCCUCCCCUCUCCCCACAGUCUCUCUGGGGUGGUAGCACUGUCUCACACAAGGAUCCUUAAGUCUGCUCUGACACCAGUGUAUUUUUGUGCAAAAUCUUUAAUGAUCCUUGUGAGCCUAGCCAUGGCACCGUCACUAUGUGCUCGCCACUGUAAGUGCCCCCAUCUUCUCCAGCUCACUUCUGCCUCCCCCAGCCCCACAGCUCUACUCACCUGGUUCCCAUCCUACAGUUUGCUGAGAGAGUUCAGUGUUUAAUCCCUAAAGAGGGGUUUGAAUCCGCAGCAUGUCUGUCUGAGAAGCCCAUUGCUCCAAUCUCCAGCAUUGUUUGUUGGAGGGUGAGGCAGGUUGUCACAGAAAUGUACUUAGCACAUGCUCAGAGGCACCCUCGUAAUUAUGAACUCCCAUUGAUCAGGCCCAGCUGAGAGAGAGAGAGUUGAGGGAGCACCCUACCCCAGUUCAUACUCCUGUCCUUCUGGGUUUUGCCCUCCCUUUCUGCCCCCACCCCCUUCCACCCACCACCAGCAUCAUUUAUUUUUGACCGCCUGCUUCCUGCUAUCCUUAGGGCGAGGACAAGCAAAAAUUCACCAGCCAAGUCCCCUUGCUCCUCCUUUUGUUUAACAGCCAAGGCGUAAUAGCCGCGGUCCAGGUAAGUCCCGUUUGGCAAAAGGCCCUUUUAAGUUGUGCCUUUUUGCCAGUCUGCUCUGCCUUUCAGUUUGGUUUUUACACCCUCCCCUCACCCCAAAAAGUUUGAUGCUCCUUGUCUUUCACUUGACCUUUUUAGCUCUCGUGCAUUUUGUUGUGUUAGGGGUUUUUUCCCUCCUCUCAAAAAUGAGAGGAGGAAAAAAGUUGGCUAUGGCACUUGUUACUUCAUUCCCCACCCCACCCCCUACUUGCAGGCCAUCCUUCCUCCUCUGGGGAGAAGGUAUUGGCAAGGAUUGAAAUGGGAGGUAGAAAACAGGUUCAGAUUGGUGGUUUGCUGUAAAAAUAUUUAUGUGUGUGUGUGUGUGUGUGUGAUUAUAGAUGAAGUGCUUAAUUUACAAAUUAAGCUCAACUAUACAUGCUUCCUCUGAUCAGGUAACCUCUUCAGUCCAACUCCAUGUAGCAUCUUUCUCUGCUGUGGGCGGGGCCAAGACAUCUUGGCACCUGAUGUGAACCACAAAAUGGUGCCCCCUCCCUCCCAAGGAAGAAGGGGUAGGUGAAGAUUCACAUCAGUAACAAAGGGCCAGACCCUUCAAGUGCCCCUGUUUUCCAGGGACAGUCCUGGAUUUACAGAAGUCGUCCCAGUUUCUGAUUUGAUCCUAGAAAGACCCGCUUUUCCUUAGGAUGUCCCUGUUAUCAUCAGAGAAAUGUUGGAGGGUGUAGAGUUAUGCAACCUUCAAGCCGAGGAGAUAAGUAAUUAUACAACCUUUAGAAAGCAUCUGAAGGCAGCCCUCUAUAGGGAAGUUGUUUUAACGUGUGAUGCUUUUUAUAUAUGUUGGAAGCUGUCCAGAGUAGCUGGAGAAACCCAAGCAGAUGGGUGGGGUACAAGUAAUAAAAUUAUUCGCAUUAUUAUGAAAUAGGAUGUCCUUAUUUCCACUGGAGAAAUGUUGGAGGGUAUGAGAUCCACAUCGGUAUCUGCUGCCCCUGUGGAUCCUGCCGCCUGAGGGGAUCACUUCACCCCCUCAUGGGUGGGCCGGCCUUGGCUGUGGAAUACAGGCCCAAACCUACAACCUACGACCAGCAUAGAUGAUUCCAUUCUUAACAGUGCUGUCACACCCUUUAAAGCAAUCUUAGCUAACUAAUCAAAUAAGUUGUAACCGACUGAUUAAAUCUGCACACACUUGCAAAUGUGUGCAGAUUUAAUCAGUACGCUACAACUUACUUGAUUAGUCUGCUAUCCUUCAUCUUACAUAUACUGGUCUCAACAGGUAUUCUAUUAAAAGAGGAAUUCCCUCCAGGUGUAAAUUGAAAGUUGUGUGUGGUAGGGAAGAUACCUCCUCUGCCAUCUGCACUUCUUAAAUUUAUAUUUUUAUAUUGAAACAUUCAACCUAUAAAAAGGAAGUGUUGCCUUAAUCAUAGCUGCCUUUUCACUUGAUUAAACAAUUUCAUCUAAGAAUAGUAAAUGCAACUUAAAUGCUGCCGCCCCAAUUCUUACAGAUAUUUUCAGGGAUGGAAUAUAUUGCUUAAUUUAAAUUACUGGCAACUGCUUCUGAACAUAGAAAUCAUACAGUACCUAAGAUAUUUUCCCCUAGUGUGCAGAGGACGCUUCUGUGUGCGUGUGUGUGUGUGCAAAAGAGUUGUGAAAUUUGUAAUCGAAAGGAAGUGUGCAGGUGACAGGAGACAAACUUGCCCCCACCCUGUCUUUCCUCCUAGCCCAGUUCACUGCCAGUAAUCUGGGCAGGUAAAUUCCAUAGGGAGGUUUUGAUGUAAAAACCAGACUGCCUCCCCCCCCACUGCCCAGUCUUUGCUUCAUACAAGAACGGCUAUGGAAGCAGACACCUUCUGUUCUUUAGCACACAGGAGCCCUAAACAAGCUUUUUGUUUGUUUCCGGCUUUGCAGGAUGGCUGGCUACAUCCUAAUCCCAUGAGUGCUUCAAAAGCCUUCUCCUGCCUGCCCCCCCCCUUUUCUGCAAAUUUCCCUGCCUCGUUUUGCAAAUUACCUUGUAGCAAAAUUGGUUCCUAGAGAAGUGCACAACUGUUAGUGCAACAACUCAGUGUUAUUUUGCUGGUUUACCUAGAAGACCUUUUUGGUGUCCUCAGAAUGGUUAUUGUGGAGGUUUGCUUAGAAAUAAAAGGAAGGAAAGACUACUGAAAAUCACAAGAAAUGCUACAUUUUUUGUAUAAAAGAAGUUGGUUAUGGGGAAUAAUUAUUAAUCCCAUUCCUGAAUUAUUUUGUUGUAAGAUUUUUAGAUGGUGGAGAAAAUAAUAUUGUUGAACUGAAUACUGGAAGACUUUAGAGGGGGAUUACCCUUGAGUGUGGCGAAUCCAAAUGGCUUCCAGCUCCCAUUUCUGCCUCUGUGACCUGAGAAUCUUGCUUUGGGAAACCAAAUAUCUUAGCAGGAUCACACAAUGCAUGCUGGCUUGGCAAACUUCUAUCCUGAGGAGGGGCAGGGCAAGGUAGUAGCAAGGUAUUUUGAUUAGUACUAAAACAUAUGCCAUAGCGACCUUAGAAGCUGAUAAACAAACUUUCUUUUUAAAUCCUCCCUUUUUUUGUUCCCUGGGAGAUGGGAAAGGGUGGUGCGAUGAUUGCCUUGUGCUGAAUUCACAGGUUGGGAGGUCAAGUGUCUCACGUGAUAUAGUUCACAGAUUAGACAAGUUGGACUGUGUGCAUAUUACCUGCUUAAAAUGUGGCUAGGCCAUAUAUAUAUAUAUAUAUAUAUAUCAAGUUCAGAGCAAAGCUGGUUUAAGGUAAAAUGUAUAAAAAUGCAGUAUUUCAUAAGAAAUGGCAGGAUAUUACCAUUAUUAUUAUUAUUUAGUUGAUUUGCUCAUACAAAUGACUUAAAGAUAUUUACAAACACAGUAGAAGGACUUAAACCAAUUGCAGUAAACACAAUCAAUUAAAACAUAAAGGAAAUCAAGCCAAAUGCAUUUAUGUAAAUAAAAGACAGGUCUAGCAGAUCCUGACCCGCCAAAUUUUGAGGAUAGGUGUGGAUUUCCUGUUUGCACGGCUUCCCAAACCAGCAGUGGAAUUGCUGUGGAUGCAGAGUAAAUGGGAGCAUGUGCACAGACUUAUUCACUGUGGGACUCCCUCCUGGCCUCCACAGAACAGGGAGUAGGAUGGCUCCCAUAUCUUUGCCUUGUGAAGGGAGUGUAAGACUGCAUCCUGUGGGCUCCCAGCACUGAUUUGGGAAGUGGUGGACACAAAACGUUAGCCGCGAUCCAAAUACUGUAUUUUUCGCUCUAUAAGACACACCAGACCACAAGACGCACCUAGUUUUUGGAGGAGGAAAACAAGGAAGAAAAAAAUUCUGAAUCUCAGAAGCCAUAACAGCAAGAGGGAUCGCUGCGCAGUGAAAGCAUCAAUCCCUCUUGCUGUUCUGGCUUCUGGGAUAGCUGUGCAGCCUGCAUUCGCUCCAUAAGACGCACACACAUUUCCCCUUACUUUUUAGGAGGGAAAAAGUGAGUCUUAUAGAGCAAAAAAUACGGUAUAUUCCAUCAUUUCUUAUGAAAUACUGUGUUUUGAUAGAUUUCCCUGCAAACUAGCUUCAGUCUGAAUUGAGGAAAAGAACGAUGUAGCUGCAUUUUAAUGUAUACACAGUCAAAGAGAGAAGAGGGAGUGGAGCCACGUGCAAAUGCAGCCUUGCCUCCACUCAUGCCUCUGCCUUCCUCUCCACUGUGCCAUUAAGGGGGAGACUGCAGUGAUCGGGGCCGUACUCCUCCCCCCUGUGUGUCCUGCUCCAUGCAUCUGGGGUGUGGUUCCUGUGAGGCAGGAAGGGAGCAUAAGUGGUUGGCCAGCAGUGGCAAGGGUUGGCGUGCCUGGCUCUUGCCAAAAGGGAGUGUGCAGGGAAAUCCUGCCCACCUGCUAUUUCCGCAGGUGAGCAGGGAAGGAAGACUGUCGAAGCCAUGUAGUUCAGGUAAGACACAGUGGCAAAGGGGUGAGGGGAUGGGAGGAGACAGCUUUAGCAGUUGCACAUGGUACCGGCCACCCACAAGCUGGUGCCAUCCAUUUGUUUUGGAUUACAAGCCCACACCAGUUUAGAGAAGUCUGAUGCAGAAGGACAAGUCUUGCUGAAGAAUAACCAGGCAUGGCUUGUGCCAGAGGUUAAGUCUUGCCUCAACAACCUUUUUUUGAAUUGAGUUGUAGUCCAAAACAUCUGAAGGGCACCAGGUUGGCAAAGGCUGCAUUGCAGCAAGCGUCUUCCACUUCCCAAACCCUCCCUGGCUCACCUGUGCAGGGUGCCCUGUCCUGGUCUUCCCGAGGGUUGUAGGAGAAGUUUUAGCAACAUGCUUCAGAUCACACGUGUUCUUGGGAUGCAAGUCCUCCCCACUUUUUGCACAAAGUGCCCCUUUCCUUAUAGCCCCCUGCCCCAGAGUUCCCUCCUGUGAGCACUAAGCAUACACAACAUGAGCCAGAAAGAUGAAGCCCCAUGUUACACACCCUGCCAUCUGAAUUAUGGUCUCCCUGUGUGGGGAUUAUAUCCUGGCAGUGUUGCGCUGACAUUGGGUGUUGGAGUUACACCAUACGCUCUGCCGUGGCAAUGUAGUCCUUGUAGUCAAUGACACAGGGCUAGUUUUUAUUCCCCUCCACCCCUGGUUGCAGUAAAAGGGGAGGAAAUUAUUUGCAUCAGGUCCUGGGUGGAACACAGCAAAAUUCCACCAUUGGCCAGGCUACAGCCACAGGGAAUUGAAGGCAUACUGGAUACAGUCUACGUUUUCUUACCCCCAUGGUGCCCACACCCCACCUAUCACUCCAUCCCAUUUUGGCCAUUCCACCGCCAGCAUAUUGGUGUAUCUGUCACAACAGUGGCCUGUCUGGCAUUCCGCUACUGGAUCUGGCAUUCCGCCAAAAUAAACCCUAAAGCCCCUCCAUCAGCAUCACCCCAGUACAGGAUUGCACCUUAAAAGGCCUGGAGAAAUAAAGGGAUAGGUGCCAGGUGAACCAGGGAGGGCAUUCCAUACCACCCAAAAUGUCCUGUCUACCAUACUCACCUACUGUACCUCACCUGAUGUGGGGCACUUUGAGAAAGGUGCCCGAAGAUUAUCUUGUGGGAGGGAGGUUGUACCCUGGUAGUCUCAGUCUGUGAAGAAUCUGAGAGCAUAAGAUAACUGCUUUGCUGUUACUUUGCAAGACCGCUUUGCCCUGCUGUUUUCUUUUUCUCAGGGGUUAAGAGGUCCCUGUUAGCUUGGCUGGGCCAAUUUGCCUUUCCAGGUCUCUCUGGGGUUGUGUUCUGUUCAUUCCUUGCUUCACUCUCCACUCCUCUUGCUUAAAUGCAUAUAUAUUUACCUCUUUCCCCUUCCUUCUGUGAGCCUUUCAGGCUGUGGGGAGGGUUUUUGUCUUCCUUCUUUCAGAUGCAUUAUCUUAAGAGGGCGAACAUUCAUGCCCUCCCUUGUCUUCCUUCCCAGGGUGACUGGGUGUGGCUGAAGAAAUUCCCAGGCGAAAAGCACACUGAAAUCAAACCUGCCACCAAAACAGCAUUCUUAAAGGUUAGUGCUCUUGCGCUACCCUCUGUGGCCAUUGGGGGUCCCUGCUGCUUCAGUGGGUGAGUGCAGUUCCCAACCUGACCACUAGGACUAUGCAUAGCGCCCUCUACUGGACGGUCAUCCAACAGCCCCUAUCCUCCGGGGUCUCCCUCCUCUCAUCCCUCCAUUCUUGUUACUUUCCCCCACCUUCAGCUCCGGGACCUGCGACACGAAAAUGUCAACCUUUUCCUGGGCUUCUUCCACGACUGUGGGAUCUUUGCCGUGGUCUCAGAGCACUGCACACGUGGCAGCCUUGAGGAUCUAAUCCAAAACGAGGACAUGAAGCUGGACUGGAUGUUCAAGUCGUCCUUGCUGCUAGACCUUAUUAAGGUGCUUGAGGGAGAGGGAUCUAGCGAUCUGGUUUUUGGGAUCUGGGUGGGUAGGUAAUGCCAGGCUGGGAACUUGGCAUGAAGGGGAUUUACCCAUCCUAGGAAGAGGAGCAGGACAUCUCUGAUGGGAACAGGAAAGGACACUGAAGUGUAAGUGGGUUCCCACAAGGCAAGACACAGUGAUAACAGCAAGAACCACAUAAUUGGGAAACAGGGGCAAAGCAACUGCUUAUAUACAUUCCUGAAAACCUGGGCCACUCCCCCUCCCAACGUGAUUGGCUGUCUAAACUUCCACGUUGCGAAUCACAACUCAGAGUUCAAGGGCCAAUGGCAGAGGCCCAAAUCCUGAAAUGUUCUGUGUUUGGACAUCAAUGUAUCCAAUCAGAACACAGGAGCUCAGAAUCCUUAGUCCAGGGUCAAGCUCAGGCAAACACAGACCACUGAAUACAUAACAGAAACCACAGCACUGGCGGAGGAAGAGGAGUGGGGGGGGGAGGGCACCGCCCCCGGCAGCGCGAUCCCGGCAGGGUGCCAACUCGGCUGCCCUCCCCCACUGGGCGCCCUGCCCCUGCAGGCGGCGCGCCUCGCCCCCAGGAUGCACGCCAGCCCCACCCCCGCCUGCUUUCCGCCUCUCUGGUGUUGGAACAUGAAGCUCCACUACUGAACCACGGAGUCCUGCUGGAUCAGACCACAGUUCCUUUUUGGCCAGCAUCUUCCUUCUUGCUGUGGCAAGUCAGGUGCCUCUGGGAAAGUCCACAAGCAGGGUUGCAGGCAGUGACAUUCCCAUCCAGUACCUGAACCUGUGACCUUAUACAAGCCAAACAGAUACUCUACUGCUGACCUGUGUCUCUUCCCCAAUCCAUCUGGAUUUUGCAGUAUCCAGGGGUCUUGCUUGCCUAACAGAGAAGUCAGAGGUAUUCUAUAGAACAAGGUGGUAUAAACACAAGGGAAACUUGUUGGCAGAAUCAUAUUGGAGAAUCCACCACAGGUGGGUGGGUAGGCAGUGUAAUAAGAAUAUUUUUGUAGGUUUUCCAGCUUACGCAGUCCAUCAGGCUGGACACUGUUGCCCAAACCUCCUGGUCUAUUUGUCAAAAACAUCUGGAUUGGCUUAGACCAGUCUUCACAACCAGGUGCACUCCAGUUGUUUUACAGCUCCCAUCAGCCCCAGAAAGCCUAGCAGCUUAUCUACAUUUCCCUUUUUCCUACCACUUUUCCCCGGGGAAACAUACCAUUUAUCGCUGAAUUGGAACAAAUGGCAAUAGGGUUUUCUGUGGGGAUAGCACAGGUUUUCUAGGGGAUAGCAGGAAAAAGGCAAAUCUGCUCAGACCUGUGCCUAGAAAGCAUGGGGCAAGCGGGAAAUUGCUUGGAUAAUAAUAAUAAUAAUAAUAAUAAUAAUAAUAAUAAUAAAUUAUUUAUACCCCACCCAUUUGGCUGGGUUUCCCCAGCCACUCUGGGCGGCUUUCAACAGAAUAUGAAAAUACAAUAGUCUAUUAAACAUUAAAAGCUUCCCUAAACAGGGCUACCUUCAGAUGUCUUCUAAAAGUCUGGUAGUUGUUGUUCUCUUUGACAUCUGGUGGGAGGGCGUUCCACAGGGCGGGUGCCACCACCGAGAAGGCCCUCUGCCUGGUUCCCUGUAACUUGGCUUCUUGCAGCGAAGGAACUGCCAGAAGGCCCUCGGUGCUGGACCUCAGUGUCCAGGCAGAACGAUGGGGGUGGAGACGCUCCUUCAGGUAUACUGGACCCAUGUUUUUUAGGCAUGGCAAGCAGAAAUGUGGACGAGCUGUAGGGAUUUCAGUCCAAAACAUCUGGAGGGCAGCAGGUUGGCAAAGGCUGGUUUCAAAGAUGUCCUGGCAGUAGGAGGGAGGAAGGAGAGAAAUGGGUGCUGCUGUUCUUGGGAGGAGAUCCAAGCAAUAGAACAGAGCUGUGAGCAGACUCUUCACCCCUUUCUUCCCUCUGCUCUCCAGGGGAUGAAAUACCUCCACCAUCAUGACUUCCCACAUGGGCGGCUGAAGUCUCGGAACUGCGUGGUGGAUGGCCGCUUUGUCCUCAAGGUCACCGACCAUGGCUACAACGAGCUGUUGGAGGCCCAGAAGAUCCCACGAGAGACACCAAGCCCAGAGGGUUAGUAGGGGAAGUUGGGACCUGGGAAGGGGAAGGGAGACGGGCAAAUACAAAAUCUGGGGUAUGUUGCAGAGAGCUUUGCUAAGCAGGGAAGGUGUCGCUGCUGCUCCCUGCUGUGAAAUGCUUUUUAAAACCAGUGACAUAUAUUGCUCUACUGGCUGGCACAGUUUUUCCACGGAAUCGUUCAAUAUAGAUUAGAGAUCAGCGGCAAACAGCCCUCUGGGAUUUUGCCAGCCCGUCAACCAGAAAUAUAGAUAGCAGCAAAGAUUGCACCCACCUCUGCAUUUUCUACGUUAUGAAAGGAGGCUGAAUCUCAGGUGUCUGUAGAGAAACAGUGCCCAAACAUUUCAAGUUGCACUCUUUAUUCACAGCAAUUUUAACAGGGACUUUAGAAGCAGGUUUUUAGCAAGGGGCUGCAGAACUCAGAUACACACAUCCACUGUGUUUCAAGCAGCCAGUGGCUGAACAAGAGAGGAAUGAGGAAGUCUCCAUCGCUGGCCUUGGAGGAGGCUGCAGGUUUUGCUCCCCUUGUUAGAUUUGGAGGGGGAACCCAUAAUAAAGGGGGCAGACCGAUGGAGCUAUAGAGAAUGCCUGCAGAUGCAGGGAAUGAGAGGCAGAGAAGGCAUAAUGGAGGAGGGGAUGCCUCAAAGUACUUAAUUUUUGUUUCCCAUGCCCCCUUCUAGACCGGUUAUGGACGGCGCCUGAGCUACUGCGAGACCCAUCCCAGGAGCGGAAAGGCUCUUUCCGGGGAGAUGUCUUCAGUAUCUCCAUAAUUAUGCAGGAAGUCAUAUGCCGUGCUGCCCCCUAUUGCAUGCUGGACAUGACCCCUGAAGGUAUAUAAAGGGCAGGGAUUGGUGGUGACAGCCCCCAUCCCCAACCUUUCCUUGUGUGUAUGACUAGGGGCCUUCUGCAUGCCAAGCAGAGGCUGUGCUCCUGAACAACGAGCCCAUUCCAUGUAACAUGGCAUUGUUGUUGUUUAGUCGUUGAGUCGUGUCCUACUCUUCGUGACCCCCCUGGACCAGAGCACGCCAGGCACUCCUGUCUUCCACUGCCUCCCGCAGUUUGGUCAAACUCAUGCUGGUAGCUUCGAGAACACUGUCCAACCAUCUCGUCCUCUGUCGUCCCCUUCUCCUCGUGCCCUCCAUCUUUCCCAACAUCAGGGUCUUUUCCAGAGAGUCUUCUCUUCUCAUGAGGUGGCCAAAGUAUUAGAGCCUCAGCUUCAGGAUCUGUCCUUCCAGUGAGCACUCAGGGCUGAUUUCCUUAAGAAUGGAGAGGUUUUAUCUUCUUGCAGUCUGUGGGCUUCUCCAGAGUCUCCUCCAGCACCAGAAUUCAAAAGCAUCCAUUCUUCGGCGAUCAGCCUUCUUUAUGGUCCAGCUCUCACUUCCAUACAUCACUACUGGGAAAAUCAUAGCUUUAACUAUGGCAUUUAACAUGGCAUUACCACAUUGCUUUUCCAUGGCAAACUUUGUCUGGUGUGAAUUGGAGGGUCACUCUGGAGUUGGUCAUGCUGGAAUGACAAAUAUGGAAAAGUUAGAACCAUAUUCCUGCAAUGCAGGAAUCGCAACUAAAGCAUCCAUGACAGAUGCCAUCCAACCUCUGCUUAAAAACCUCCAAGGAAGAAGAGUCCAUUCCACUGUUGAACCGCUCUUACUGUCAGAAAGUUCUUCCUAAUGUUUAGUCAGAAUCUCCUUUCUUGUAACUUGAAGCCAUUGGUUUGAGUCCUACCCUCCAGGGCAGGAGAAAGCAAACUUGCUCCAUAUUCCAUGGGGCAGCUCUUAAGAUAUUUGAGGGUGGCUAUCAUAUUGGUUUGGUUUGGAGAGUUGAGCAGGGUUGCUGUGGCGGGUAGGUGAGUUAAUGUGCUGGCCCCGAGUCAAGUGGAGCAGAAACAUGGCGGGAGUUAAGGAAGGGUGCAGGGUGGCUGGUCUUGAUUACAUGCAGAGGACAGGCCCUGUUGUAGGGUUUGGUUGUUGAAACACAGAGUGCUGUGUGAAGCAGGUAGUUUAUGCAGUGAUUGCAGAGUGGAGAGGAGUUGGCCUGCGCAGGACAGAAGCGAAUUGUUUUCCUUGUCCGACAGAGAUCAUCAAGAAAGUAGAAAAGCCGCCCCCACUCUGCCGGCCCUCUGUUUCGGUAGACCAAGCCCCGAUGGAGUGCAUUCAGCUGAUGAAGCAGUGCUGGAGCGAGCAGCCUGAGAAAAGGCCAAACAUCAACCAGAUUUUUGACCAGGUGAGUGGGCCUCCCGAGUAGCUAUUUGCCAGGAUCCCAGAGGGUAGGGAGAUUGCUUCCUAAUGCCCCUUCCGUCCCUCUCCUGCAGUUCAAGAGCAUCAACAAAGGUCGGAAGACAAACAUCAUCGACUCCAUGCUACGGAUGUUGGAGCAGUACUCCAGCAACUUGGAGGACUUGAUCCGGGAGCGAACGGAAGAGCUGGAGGUUGAGAAGCAAAAGACAGACAAGUUGUUAACGCAGAUGUUGCCCCCGUGAGUCUGUGGAAAUUAUGUGCGGAGCUUAAGUGGGGCAACCAGAGCGUGUCCUGAUGGCCUGACAUUCCUAGAAAUGAGGGAAUUGCCUGUUCACCUGUGCAUGUAAGAGGUCUCCAAGUGGGUUGUGUUGCCUGCCUUGCAGGUCAGGUACAGGAAAUGCCCGAAACUUCUACAGAAGACAUUUCUGCUCUCUUCCUGUUGAGGCUCAGUCCGUUUCCUGUCUCAGCUCAGUGCAACAACCUGUUUGGAGUCUCUCUCCUUCAAUCUGUUCUCUUACACCCUAGCUAUUAUUUCAUCUCCUCCUUUAUUUCAAGGGGGGCGGGGCUUUUUUUUGUCCUCAUUUAUUUUCUCCAACCACUCUUUCUCUGUUUUUCUUUUAACGCGUAAAACAAAAAACGCUCAGCUUUUCUCAAAGUUUCCCAUCUUUUUUUAUUGCUCCCCUUUUCUGAGCUCCCUUCUGAGCCAUGAAGCAAGGAUUUUUCUCGCUGCCCCUUCCUUGCUUUGCUGGGAUUAAUAUGUUCUGUCAGCAGUGAGAAUUGCUAAGCUUGGGUUAGAAUUUGGAGAGAAAUUGGGGGAAGCUGUUUUUUAAAAAUAUUGUUAAUUGCAAUUACAGGCACCCUUAAGUGCUUUCUGAUUCUCCAAAGGAGAGACUGGCUGACAUUUCUGCUUGUCACCCCUUCAGUUCAGUAGCGGAGGCCCUGAAGACUGGCGCUCCAGUGGAACCAGAGUAUUUUGAAGAGGUGACCUUGUACUUCAGUGACAUUGUGGGCUUCACCACCAUCUCAGCCAUGAGUGAGCCCAUUGAGGUGGUUGACCUUCUGAAUGACCUUUACACCCUCUUCGAUGCCAUCAUCGGCUCCCAUGAUGUCUAUAAGGUACAGACCUGUUGGCUCUGUCAGCCACCUUUACUGUGGGCAGGAGGCAGAGAAAGGCUGGGGCUUGGAGGAUCCAAGGGAUGUGAAAGAAAAGAAGAUGGGACGACACGGGUGCUUAGUGUUGCCAAGCGAAACUCAUAUUGGCUGGGAAGUGGCUGGGCCUUGAGUUAGUUGGAGGGGAGGAUGAUUCUAGGGCUCCUAGUGAUAAUCAGGAGGGGGGUGUUCUUCAGGGUCCAUUUCCUAGGUCUCCCUGGCCCUCUGGCAACUGGGGGAGCCUCUUUCAUCAUGGACUCAACCCCUACUAGGGUUCUGUCCUGGGCAUGGGACAGGAUCUUAGCCUGAGUGGAGAAUGUGCUAGAUAUAGAUAUGUCCAGAGAUAAACAGGUCACAUAUUGCUAGUAAAAAUUUAGGAUCCAGGAGGUGAAGUCAGGUCAAUCAAAGGUCAGUCAACUCAGAUGAUAGAUGCUGGUCUGAUAAAACAGAGGUCAACAUCCUUAAAGGCUAAGUAGCAAGGUGGUUAGCACCCUGGAGAGCUCCAGGUGACACACAUUCUGGCUGUCAGACAAGGCAGGCUUGUGGACAUUCAUUCCAGGGAAUCCCGACUGAGCCUUAACUAGGACUGCAACUUCCUCUGGGCAACUAGGUGGGUGGAGCCUCUCCUCUUAAAGGAGCCCAGACUGCUUCUGAAGCUGCUGCCUCCAGCAGCGCGGUGGAGCUCUGGGUUCUGCUGCGGCCUCUGAGCUGGAACCCAGUGUGGGAAGGCAACGUGACCUCUUCAGGCUGGAGAGGUGCUGGCAUCAGGAACUCUACUGAUGAGGAGAGAAUGGCAAAGCCUGGUUCUCAGAGCAGGCCCUGUUCCUGGCUCAAGGUGUCCCCUGAAUCCAUGGCCUCUUCCCUUAAGAACGGACUCCAUCUCCACCUGGCUUCUCCCAACAGGUGGAGACCAUUGGCGACGCCUACAUGGUUGCUUCCGGGCUGCCCAAGCGCAACGGCAACCGGCACGCAGGUGAGAUCGCCAACAUGUCGCUGGAUAUCCUCAGCGCUGUCGGCACCUUCAAGAUGCGUCACAUGCCAGACGUGCCAGUACGGAUCCGCAUCGGCCUGCACUCAGGUAGGCUGUCACGAAGGCAGGGCUGCUGCAAUGGCCUCCAGCCACAGGGACCCACCUGUACUUCGUGGCCCUAUCCACCCUUACUUGGCUCUUCUGAAGAGAGCUCAACUGGGCAGGAGGGGAGAGGUGAUGGGGAGAGCAGUUAAGGUUGAAGAAACCUCUGAGCUCAAGGCUGAUCUGUUUCCCACGGCAGGGCCUUGUGUGGCUGGUGUGGUGGGGCUGACGAUGCCACGGUACUGUCUUUUCGGAGACACAGUCAACACCGCCUCACGGAUGGAGUCCACAGGACUGCGUGAGUAGCACAUGGCCUAGACUGGGGGGCUGCAGGGGGAGGGGGUUUCUGCUGGGGGUGGAGUCUGCCCAAUUUGGAUGCCACUAAUAAUAAUAUUGUAGGGACGUGGGUGGCUCUGUGGGUUAAACCACAGAGCCUAGGACUUGCUGAUCAGAAGGUCAGCGGUUUGAAUCCCCGCCACGGGGUUGCUCGGUCCCUGCUCCUGCCAACCUAGCAGUUCGAAAGCACGUCAAAGUGCAAGUAGAUAAAUAGGUACCGCUCCGGUGGGAAGGUAAAGAGCGUUUCUGUGCGCUGCUCUGGUUCGCCAGAAGCGGCUUAGUCAUGCUGGCCACAUGACCCGGAAGCUGUACGCCGGCUCCCUUGGCCAGUAAAGCGAGAUGAGCAUUGCAACCCCAGAGUCAGCCACGACUGGACCUAAUGGUCAGGAGUCCCUUUACCCCUUUACCUAAUAAUAAUAUUAUAUUUCUUACACCCUUCCCAUCUGACUGGGUUGUCCCAGCCACUCCGGGUGGCUUCCAACAAACAUAGGAAUAAAAGGCAAUAAUUUAAAAAGCCAUCAAACUUUAUGGCGAUAGAUUAGGGAACAAAUGGAAAUUCGAGGAAGGGCCAUAGCUCAGUGGCAGGGCCUCUGCUGUGUAUGAAGCUUCAAUCCAUGGUGGCAUUAAUGGCUCUCCAGGGAUUCAGGCCGGCGCCUUUCUCAGCCUCACAAGGAGAUGCUGGGGAUUAAACCUGGGACCUUUUGCACACUAAGCAGGCGUGCCCCUUCCCCUGGUUUUGGGAUCCCAGCCAUUGGUCCGGGGGGGGGGCAGGGUUUUCUCCCUUUCUCAUAACAAUAGAACUCAUGGAUAGCCAAUGAAGUGUUUAGGAUGGAUAAAAGAAAGUCCUCCUUCACACAGCGUGAAGUUAAACCAUGAAACUUGCUCCCACAGGUGGCAGUGAUGGCCACCAACACAGAUGACUUUAAAAGUGGGGUAGACAAAUUCAUGGAGGAGGCGAGGGCUAUGGAGGCAGCAGUGCUUCUGGAAACCAGUUGCUGGAAGCCACAGGAGGGAGCAGGACUCAUGUGCUCAAAUCCUUCUUGUGGAUUUCCCAUGGGCAUCUGGUUGGCCACUGUGAGAACAGGAUGCUGGAGGAGAUGGGCCUGAUCCAGAAGACCCUUCUUAUGCUGUUAUGUCUCCCAGAGGCACCCCCAUCUCACCCCCCACCUGUUGUCUCCGCAGCUUAUCGAAUCCACGUCAACAUCCGCACCGUUCAGAUCCUACAUGACCUCAAGGAGGGCUACAAGUUGGACCUUCGAGGCAAGACGGAGCUCAAGGUACCUGGGGCAAGGGAGGGGCGUCUUCCGACUGCAAGGACCCUCCAAUUCUCCCUCCUAUCUCCGGUCAAAGCUCCACCCAGAGGAUGCAGAACAGACCCAAAUCCCUAGGAUGGGGGAGCCCUCUGGCAAGCAAAAGAGACGCCCCCUUCAUUUGCAUGUGCGUCCAUGGGUGAUGGUUUCUCCGGCAGGGAAGCAAACAGAGCAGCCCCAGUGUGGGCAGCACACCUGUGUGUGCUUUGGAACUGCUAGAUCAGCAGUUCCCAAACUGUUUGGGGCCACUGCCUCCCCCACCCCGUUGCAUAAACCCAUCCCCAGUGCCGCCUACCCUACCCUAUAAAAAGCAUUGUUCAGAGUAGCCGUUUGCACAACCCACUAAGGAAGAUAAGAGCACAAUGGAAUUGUGCAACAGUCCAGCAACUGUAACCAUUUAUUGCACAUUUAUUCAAAAUUGAUUUACAACUAAGUAGUGUAUUUAAUUUGGCAAAACGGAUUAACUUGUUCCAGUGACAACCAGCUUUUCAAGAGGAUAGUCCUUUACACCUGCAGUGCCGCCUCUGUUUUAUGAAAUUAGUUAGCCCAUCUAGCACUUAAUAGAAUUUAUAGAAUUUAGCACUGAAUAAAAUGUAUGUGCUUUGGUAACCCCUGCAUUUACCCUCUGUAAUGGAACCUGUGUAUCGAUGCUCUAAUGACUUUUGUGCUAUCUGGACUUCUCAGCCCUGACCCACCCUGUAUAUCUGAGUGCUCCUUGCAUAGUGUAGCAACAGAAUGUUUAUGUGACAGGCUGUUCUUGCCUUCAGUCUCCCCAGGGGGGAAGCUAUAGGAACGGUAUGUUAAGGACUUUUUGGAUGUCUGCUUGUCAAGAAGACAGACAGUAAGUGUGUGAAAUGAACGGUCUAAGGCAUCAAGAGACCGGGGCACCCAAGGUAAUGGGUGAAAGAGGAUAACGAAGAGAAGCAAGACAGCUUUAGCUCCCUGACCUUUCACGUAUGCAUUAUACGAGCUAAAACUAGUAUCUUUCUGAAAACCCCAUGCAAGCUGUGUUAAAAUGUGCCUCGGACAGUUCUCCUAACUGGUGGUCCUCUGAACUCCUGGUUUGGAAAUGCUGUCGCUUAUCUCUUAAUAAACUGGGACACUAAGCUUGUAUAUCUCUCCUGGCUGCAUUUCUCUUUAAGGUGUUAUUCCCUCACCAGGCCAUGAACCAUUAAGAGGUGGUUUAGAAGUAAGUUCUUAGCCCACUGCUGCCCCCUUGCCUCUUAGCCCCGCCCCCAGGUAAUCCCACUGCCCCCUCGCCCAAGGGGAGGUAGCACCUGCCUUGGGAACUGCUGUGUUGGCAAAGCGCUUCUGGUUUCACCUGUUGCAAGGAUUUUUUUGGGGGGCUGCUGCUCUUGGUGCUCAGGGAGUUCAUUCGAAACAUGUCCUCGCACCCGCAUCAGCCUCUUUCUUUUUCUCUGCAGGGAAAAGGCACUGAAGAGACAUUUUGGCUCACAGGUCGCGCGGGCUUUAACAAACCUAUCCCCACACCCCCUGACCUACAGCCAGGGUGAGUUCAGAGGACAAGGAACAGAACAUCCAGCUUUGGAACAGAAUAGGGUGGGCUCUGGGCUCUUUGGGGACACGGCCCCCUUCUCCACACAAACCCCCUGUUUCUCCUCUCUGCUUCCAGGGCCAGCAACCACGGGAUAAGCAUGCACGAGAUCCCAGAAGACCGAAGGAAGAAGCUAGAGAAAGCACGCGGAGGGAAUGCGUAG